AUGAAUCCCUCCACUGCAUAUCGCAGCCCUGGAACACCUCCUAGCCACGACGAGGCGACUGAAUUGUUGCGAGUACGUGUCACGAAAGGUGAACGACUCGGUAAACGUGAUCUCUUCGGCGUCAUCAGUCCAUAUUGCGUAGUUCGGCUGGAGAAGUCUGAUGGCGAGCAAAUCGACGAAAUCACUCUCGAAAAGAAGAAAAAGACCAGAGAUCCCGUAUGGAACGCAAUCAUCACCCUACGUGUAACGCGACAGUGUUGCUUGAAGUUUCUCAUUUUCGAUGAAAACAAAAUCGUAAGCUUUGACCCAGUAUCGAUUUUAAACUUUGUAGCACCUAGUAUUCGAUUUUUUUUGCAAAAGAAACCUGUGAAGAUUAUUUUCAAGUCUUUCUUUUUUUCAGGAACAAACUCAUCUGUUUCAGGUUGGGAACAACGUGAAGAUGGAAAUGGUCGAACAUUCUAUGUUAAUCAUUUGCAACGAACUACUCACUGGGACAGACCAACGCAAAUGAAUGGAGUCUAUAAUGGACAAUUUCAGAUAGAUAAUGCAAUGCGUUCAAAUUUUGCUGGAGGGACUCAAACAAGUGAUGAAGGAGAAGACGAACCACUGCCAGAGGGGUGGGAUAUGCAAAUAGCUCCCAACGGGCGAACUUUUUUCAUCGAUCAUCGCACAAAAACCACUACCUGGUUGGAUCCACGUACAGGAAUAGCAGCAAGCAGACCGCAGUCCGGAAAGACGGAUGACGAAAUCGGCGCCUUACCAGAGGGAUGGGAGCAGAGAGUUCAUACCGACGGCCGAGUGUUUUUCAUUGACCACAAUAAUAGAAGAACUCAGUGGGAGGAUCCACGCUUCGAAAACGAAAGCAUUGCCGGUCCAGCGAUACCGUAUUCCCGAGACUAUAAACGAAAGGUUGAGUAUUUGCAUUCGAAGCUACCGCGUGCGGGUUCAAAUGGCAAAUGUGAUAUGAUUGUACAUAGGGAAACCCUUUUCGAGGAUUCCUACCGCCAUAUCAUGGAGAAAACACCGUCCGAACUACGUCAUAAACUAUGGAUUGAAUUUUUUGGCGAGACAGGACUCGACUAUGGUGGUGUAACACGUGAAUGGUUCUUCUUGCUGUCCCAUGAGAUCUUCAAUCCUUACUACGGUCUCUUUGAAUACUCUGCAACAGAUAACUAUACACUUCAAAUCAAUCCACAUUCGGGUGCGUGCAAUCCUGAUCAUCUUUCGUAUUUCUACUUUAUCGGAAAGGUGAUGGGAAUGGCAAUUUAUCAUGGGAAGUUACUAGAUGCAUUUUUCAUUCGACCAUUUUACAAAAUGAUGCUUGGAAAGAAAAUUACAUUGUUUGACAUGGAGUCUGUUGACAACGCCUAUUAUAACUCUCUAAUCUACAUAAAGGACAACGAUCCCGAAGAUCUCGAGCUCACUUUUGCCGUCGACGAUUGUGUGUUUGGUGAGACGCAAACUAUCGAAUUGGUAGAAAAUGGUCGUGAAAUGCGUGUGACAGAGGCCAACAAAGAGGAGUACAUUGAGGCAGUGGUGCCGAGUAAUUUGCUUCGAAUAUUCGAUGCCAACGAAAUGGAAUUACUUAUGUGUGGACUGCAGAAGAUUGAUGUUAAGGACUGGAAAGCACACACGGUUUACAAAGGUGGAUAUGGACCAAGUAGUCAGGUGAUUCAUAAUUUCUGGAAGUGCAUUCUUUCAUUCGAUAACGAAAUGCGCGCUCGGGUGUUGCAGUUUGUGUCAGGAACGUCGCGGGUACCUAUGAAUGGAUUUCGAGAGCUAUACGGUUCUAAUGGUCCACAGAAAUUCACCAUAGAGAAGUGGGGUAGUUCGGAUAUGCUUCCUCGUAAAAUGCUGUUUUGUAGUGUUUAUAAUGUUAUUUAUCCAUUUUUCAGUUUCAAUCGACUCGACCUACCACCAUAUCAGACAUUUUCCGAACUGAAGCAGAAGUUGUGCAUAGCUAUUGAGAACUCUGAAAUCUUUAGCGGUGUUGACUAG
Molecule: messenger RNA, 1998 nt
Organism: Angiostrongylus costaricensis
Lineage: Eukaryota; Metazoa; Nematoda; Chromadorea; Rhabditida; Metastrongylidae
Source: the annotation of a GenBank genome assembly